Messenger RNA from Durio zibethinus, 2493 nucleotides. Its product is annotated as pentatricopeptide repeat-containing protein At1g26460, mitochondrial-like. Gene Ontology annotation, molecular function: protein binding. The record is from RefSeq and is a predicted model, not a curated record. Lineage: Eukaryota; Viridiplantae; Streptophyta; Magnoliopsida; Malvales; Malvaceae.
AUCUUUGUCCGGAGUUAAAAGCAGAGUUGGAACUUCGAACCAACUGUCCUGUUAUCCUUUGUUCAAACCGCUGAGAUUGCUAGGCUAAAAGUGAAUGCCCACAACGGUUCCAGAUAAUUACCAAAUUACCACUGUAUUGGAAAAUUACUAUUAUAUCCUCCAACAAAGAUACCCCUUUUCGUCAUCUCAAAAACCCUAACCUGGACAGAAGGCUCUUUUGCUUCACUGCUUCACUUUGGACAGCGAAAAAAAUGGCUUCACAAAUGGCGAUCUUCACCGGAACCCGAAUCCAACUCCUAGUAAACCGAACCAAAUGUAUUUCCACCUUCCCUUUCCUUUCUCAAGAACCUCAACUCACCGAGUUGACUCAGUCCACUCAAACUCAAAUCACUCCUCUACCUCCCAACCCGGCCUCUGGCAGCCCUCUCUACCACGAGAACUGGCGAAACCCCAAUGUGGCAAAAAAUUCGACCUCCCUAGCUCAAUCCCUUAUUCCCCUCGGCUUCCUGGCCCAAACCCCUGCCCAUCGGAUUCAAUACCUCUCCCAAACCCUCGACGCGCCUGCUUUAAUGAACCAUUUCGCUGAUUGGAUGACUAAGAAACAGUGGACCGACGUGAAACAGCUUUUCGAGUUCUGGGUUCGAUCGCUGGAUAAGAACGGGAAGCCCAAUAAGCCCGAUGUGAAUCUUUAUAAUCAUUAUUUGAGAGCUAAUUUGAUGAUGGGAGCUUCGGCAGGGGAUUUGCUUGAUUUGGUGACGCAAAUGGAUGAAUUUGCGAUUGUUCCCAAUACAGUGGCCUAUAAUUUGGUUUUAAAGGCUAUGAAUCAAGCUAAGGAAACUGAAGCCGCUAAGAAGUUGCUUGAACGGAUGCUGCAAGGUGGAACAGAAUCUCUGCCUGAUGAUGAAUCUUAUGAUUUGGUUAUUGGAAUGCUAUUUGGGACACAACAGAUUGAUGCAGCCUUGAAAUAUGUAGAUAUGGCCUUAAAAUUUGGUUGUAAGUUGUCUACGAAAGCAUUUACAGAAUGUGUGUGGUACUGUAUUAACCAGGGCCAGCUUGACAAUUUGGUUACUGUCAUUGAGAGGUGCAAGACAACAGAUCGGAAUAAAGCUCUUUAUCCAAAUUGGAAUUUGUGCAACUAUCUUGCAGAAGUUGCAAUGCAAGCGGAUAACAGCAAGUUAGCAUUUUAUGCCUUGGAAUUUUUGGGCAAAUGGAUUGCUUGGGGCGAAAUUGCAAGGCCACCUUUAUUGCUUUCUGUAGAUGAAGGUUUAAUUGUAUCAGCACUUGCAACUGCAGGUAGGACCUACAGUUCAAACCUGUUGGAUAUGUCCUGGGUAAUCCUACGGCACUCUUUGCGUCAAAAGAAGGUGCCUAGCACUGAAUCUUUCCUUGGGAAGAUAUAUGCUCAUGCAUCAUUGGGGAAUCUACAGAAAGCUUUUGCUACGCUGCACAUGUUUGAGGCAGCUCAUGGGAAUUCCAUUAAUGAAGCAGAAGAUUCGUUCUCACCUUUUACCUCUUUAUAUCCAUUGGUUGUGGUUUGCUCAAAGAAGGGUUUUGAGACUUUGGAUUCAGUAUAUUAUGAGCUUGAGAAUUUAAGCCAUGCAAACCCUCCAAAAAAGUCUGUCGCUGCUUUGAAUUGUAUAAUUUUGGGUUGUGGAAACAUAUGGGACAUUGAGCGUGCCUACCAAACAUUUGAUGCAAUAAGUUCUUCUUUUGGGCUUACCCCUGAUAUUCAUUCAUAUAAUGCUCUAAUCUAUGCAUUUGGAAAGGUGAAGAAGACUUUUGAAGCUUCAAGGGUGUUUGAACACAUGCUGAGCUUGGGUGUCAAACCUAAUGCUAAGUCAUAUUCAUUGCUUGUUGAUGCUCAUCUCAUCAAUCGAGAUCAAAAAGCUGCUCUCUCUGUAAUUGAGGAGAUGGUGACUGCUGGAUUUAUACCCUCCAAAGAAACACUAAAAAAGGUCAGAAGGCGAUGUAUACGAGAGAUGGACUAUGAGUGUGAUGACCAAGUUGAAUCCCUGGCAAAGAAAUUCAGCAUUCGAAUGGGCUCAGAAAACCGCAGGGGCAUACUUUUUGAUCUUGACUAUGGCACUGAAUAUGCAUCAUAGAUUCAGGUCUAUUUUAUGUUGGAAAUAUCAACAGUGAUGAUUAGGGUUCACCAAGUUCACAUGUUGCAAGGUCCAAAGAACUAUGAACCCACUUUUCUGUACAUUAUUUGAUUUUUAUCAAUUUUGAGCCUUGGCAGGAUAAAUGUCAUGACCAUAGCUUGUGAAUUUUUUCCUAGUUUUUCUAUUCUUCUUAUUUUCCCAUUUAUAUGCUUUCUGAGUAGGAACACAAAAUGUUAAUCAAAAGGUAUUCUCAUGUUGACAAAUAAAUGUAGAACCAUCCCAAUUAUUUAAGGAGCGAUGAGCAUAAAUUUAUUUAUUUUUUCAACCUUUUAAUUUAAUCUGGCUCUCUUGUUCAUCUCUCCAUAUGCGGUUUAACGAUGAUGGAUGUUGA